Molecule: messenger RNA, 619 nt
Organism: Ilex paraguariensis (yerba mate)
Lineage: Eukaryota; Viridiplantae; Streptophyta; Magnoliopsida; Aquifoliales; Aquifoliaceae
Source: the annotation of a GenBank genome assembly
AUGUUCCGUGGUGAGCUAGCAAAGGUUCGUGCUGAACUAGAACCUUGGGAAAAACUAUUGAUUGAGCACAAUGGAAAACUUGAAGUUACGUCUACCGAAAGAAAACUUUUAAAUGAGAAGCUUGAAGCUGCCUGUGCUGCUUAUGAUGAUGCUCAAAAGAAGAUCAAACUUGAAGCAGUGGAAACUUGCAAACUAGAACAAGAGUUUCUCAAAGAACAAGAAAAGCUGAUUCCUCUUGAACAAGCUGCAAGACAAAAGGUUACCGAGCUUGUGUCUGUUAUGGAAUCUGAAAAGAGUCAGGGAUCUGUCUUAAAAGCACUACUGCAAGCUAAAGACUCAAACAUCAUAGAGGGGAUUUAUGGUCGAAUGGGUGAUUUAGGCGCUAUUGAUGCAAAAUAUGAUGUUGCCAUAUCAACAGCAUGCCCUGGACUUGAUUAUAUUGUCGUGGAAACACCUGCUGCAGCACAAGCUUGCGUGGAGUUACUUCGCAGUAAAAACCUUGGUGUUGCAACUUUCAUGAUUUUGAGUCUAGCCCUUGUAUCAUUUUUCCUUCCACUUGAAAGUAUAAUUGUCACUGUGUUGCAAACAGUGGGUUUGAUUUGCACAGGGACUUGCGCAG